AUGGGUUCCAAUAUUAAGCUAUCACUCUUUGCAUUCGUAACUACAAUAAUUGCUACAAGUUAUGCUCUUACCAAGCGUAAUAUUAUCUUGCAAAAUCAUAUUGAUACGCUUCAGGAUGAACUACAAUCAACAUCAUUAGAUGCCAUUCUCUUCUGGAACCAAGUCAUGUUGCAAGCUUGUGCAAAUGAUUAUGAUAAAGCCGUGGCGUUUAAACCUGACCAAAAUGGUCCAGCAGCAACAGCACGUGCCUUUGCUAUCAUUCAUGGUGCCAUGUAUGAUACCAUGAAAAAUUUCGGUCGAGUUUAUCAACAUGUUACAGAAGGAAGUCGAUCGUCAACCAAUGAUUCUUUUGUCAAACAAUAUGGUAUGAUUGCAUCUAUAAUAGAAGCUGCCUAUCAAACAUUGUCAUUCUUCUAUCCACAACAGCGCCCUCUUUUUGAUGCUAUCUAUCGAAUUCAUUUGUAUCAAACAAGAAACAAAGCAGAUUCACAAGAUGCAAUUAACAUUGGUCUCAGUGUUGGUCAGUUAACCAGCUCUUUUAUGAUCGAAACUCGGAAAUCGGAUGGUAGUUUUGGCAAUGCUGCAUAUACACCCAGCAUGCAGCCCGGCUACCAUAAAGUUGAUCCAAUCCAUCCGGAACAAGGCUUUCUAGGUGUUCACUGGGGAAAAGUAAAACCAUUUUUUCUGGACUCUGUAUCACAAUAUCGUCCUCUGAACAUGUUCGGUAAUACAUCGUCAACUCGUAUGUACUAUUUGAAUUCAGAUUUCUACAGAAGUGAGUUGACUGAAGUGAAAACCUAUGGAUCAAAAGCAAGUACAUAUCGUUCGGAUGAUCAAACGCAGAUCGGUAUUGUAUGGGCUUAUGAUGGAGCACCAAAACUGGGUACCCCACCACGCCUCUAUAAUCAAAUUGUUCGAAUCAUAGCUAUUCAACAAGGCAAUACACUUGAACAGAAUGCUCGAUUAUUUGCACUUGUCAACUAUGCGAUGGGUGACGCUGGAAUAGCUGCAUGGGAAGCUAAGUAUCACUAUGCCUUUUGGCGUCCAAUCGUUGGCAUUCGUGAAGCACAGAAUGCAAACGAUAUUGAUCCUACUUGGAUACCAUUAGGAGCACCAGCUGAUGGUGCCGGUACAGAUUUCACACCUCCCUUUCCAGCCUAUGUAUCUGGCCAUGCAACAUUCGGAUCAGCUACUUUUCACACGCUUCGUCUAUUUUACAAUAGAGACGAUAUUUCUUUUCAAUUUCAAUCAGAUGAAUACAAUGGAAAAACGAAAGAUUCGAAUACUGGAUUAGUACGACCAGCACUAACUCGAAGUUAUAGGUCAUUGGCAGCAGCUGAAAUGGAAAAUGCGAUUAGUCGAAUUUAUUUAGGUGUACACUGGCGUAGCGAUGUUGAAAGAGGAAAGAUUCUCGGUCAAAGUGUAGCAUUGGAAGUGUUUCGAAAACUCUUUUGA
Molecule: messenger RNA, 1455 nt
Organism: Rotaria sp. Silwood2
Lineage: Eukaryota; Metazoa; Rotifera; Eurotatoria; Philodinida; Philodinidae
Source: the annotation of a GenBank genome assembly